Heterocephalus glaber (naked mole-rat) is the source of this 1202-nucleotide messenger RNA. Lineage: Eukaryota; Metazoa; Chordata; Mammalia; Rodentia; Bathyergidae. The record is from RefSeq and is a predicted model, not a curated record.
AUGUUUCUAGGAGCAAACUGGUUGCUCAGACGUUUGAGAGGGAAGUGCAGGGAAAAGGGCAACGCAGCUGCCUGGAGGUUGUUUAUUUCCCAGCGUUUCUCGAGACUCUGGUCCUAUCUCUGGCAGCCGCCGUUCUCCCUCUUCAGUCCCUUCCAUUUCUCCCCCAGCCCACUUACCACCUGGGCACCUGGGCACCUGGUGUGGCUACUCCUGGCGUGGCUCUGGGAGCCCUCUACCUGCUCCUGGGCCAUACAGCAACACGGGGCCCCUGGAGACCCACUUCUGCAGCCAAGGCAAGAGCCAGCUCCGUACCCCCAAAACGUGUCUGGAUCUGGCAACUUCUCGGCGUCGCUCUUUACAGAGGAACCUCUAACCCGCCUAAGGCAACAGGACUGCGCCCCGAAAGGGACCCACUGGGGAGAAGGGAGAAGGUCGUGGAGGAGACAGCUUCACACGGGGCGGCCAAGAGGUUCCGAGCGCAAGGGCCGCCGCGCGAGAAGGCCGCGCCCACCCCAGCCUGACUCGGCCUCAGGAGUUCGGCCGUCAGGGAGGAGCGAGGCGCCCACGCCUGGGCUCCAAGCUCCUCUCGGGCCCGGGGUGCCCGGGUGUGUGGUGCGCAGGGCGAUUUCCGAGUUAAAGCUGCGCGUUGCUCUGGGUCCCCGUCUCCCCACAGCGAGCUGCAGCCAGAACGAGGUCUGGAAGGGCCGAGUAUCCGUCCCACCCCAGGACGCUUCGUGCUGCAGGACAGCCCCAGAAAACCACCAGAGGACGAGGCACGCAAGGAAAGCUCUGGUUUUAACCAUGGGCAACCACUCCCUUUCCCAACCCCAUCCAGACGCCACCUCAGACCACAGGGACAGGACAGGCACAGGAAAGGUGGACUUGGGCAGCAAAGAGAGCAGAACAGAGAGGUCUCUGAGGAGAGUGGCUUGCAGGGAGCUGUCGAAGGUUAAUGCUCCCACCCUGCCAAGCUCUGAAACUGCCCUCCCAGUUCAGCAGUCCCAGAUCUGCUUCCUCAACACCCCCGCCCCAACUUCUAGAUCUCUAAGCUAGAGAGAGUCUUGCCAGUCUGAGGAGAGCGAUUCCACAGUCCACGUCCUUUAGGACAGGGUCGAGCCUGAAUCCUGGACCGGUGAGCCCGUCCCUAGGUUAGUGUGGACCCAGAGCCGAUGAACCGCCUCCGCCCAAACAGGAGACCAGCC